AUGACACUUUCCUCAGAAGUACAGUCGAAGCUGCAACGCCAGGUGGAGUUUUAUUUCAGCGAUGUGAACAUCCAAAAGGAUGUAUUUUUAAAGGCAAAGAUGGCAGAGAAUGCUGAGGGUUUCGUUACCCUAGAUACACUCCUGACAUUCAACCGUGUGAAUUCCCUCACGAAGGAUGUGAAGGAGCUUGCGGAGGCACUGCAGUCAAGUGAAGCUCUUGUGCUGAGUGAGGAUUCCCUCAUGGUGCGACGCAAGAACCCUCUUCCGGAGUCUAUUCAAACGGACCAUCAAACCGUAUAUGUGAAGCCUGUUCCCCCAACCGCCUCCUUGGAAGAUCUCACCAACUUCUUCAACAAGCAUGGAAAGGUACUGGCUGUAUGGCGCCGUUACUUUCCUGGUAAGAAGGAUGCGGCACCUGAGGCCCGCACGAAGCCUUCCGUCUUCGUAGUCUUCAGUACAAAGGAGGAGGCGGAGGGAUUUAAAGCGGCCCCACCCAUGUACGACGACGUUCAACUCACAGUGGAGAUGAAGACGGAGUAUCUGGAGAAGAAGGCAGAGGAAAUAGCUGCAAAGAAUAAGGACAGAAAGAAACAAAAGGAUAAGUCAUCAGCGGAGACAAGUGAAGUGAAGAAACAUGUGGUGGCGAUGCCUAAUGACAGCAGUUAUCGUAUUACCGGUUGUGGUACAAUGGAGAACUUCUCCAGUGUAAAGGGAAUUUGGCCUGUGGAGGAGCAGAAGGGUAUUCGCUAUGUGUUUAUGCCAGAUAGUGAAACUGCUCUUCUUAUUUUUCAAGAUGCCGCAACAGGAGAGAAGAUGGUUUCAGAUCUUAAACAACGCUGCACGACUCUGAAUGGUAAGCAGCCGGAGGUGCAGAAGCUUGAGGGUGAGGAUGAGAAGAAAUUGCUGGAGAAUGUGGAAAAGGAAAUUGCGGAACGGGCAAAGAACAACAUGAAGGCCCGUGGUGGACGCGGUGGUCGUGGUGGGGGACGUGGACACAAACGCUCACGUGAUUAG
Trypanosoma theileri is the source of this 1014-nucleotide messenger RNA. RefSeq names its product LA RNA binding protein. Gene Ontology annotation, cellular component: nucleus; ribonucleoprotein complex. The record is from RefSeq and is a predicted model, not a curated record. Gene Ontology annotation, biological process: RNA processing. Gene Ontology annotation, molecular function: RNA binding. Bases 1 to 1014 code for a protein of 337 amino acids. The transcript has a single exon. Lineage: Eukaryota; Euglenozoa; Kinetoplastea; Trypanosomatida; Trypanosomatidae.